AUGAAACUACGUAACAUAGCAGAGACUUUCCUGUCUCCUCAGCCAGAUCAAGAGGAGUCCGGGGUCCUCUGUACUUACUGUGUGGACUCUCCUGUACCUGCUGUUAGAUCCUGUCUACACUGUGAGGUUUCUCUGUGUGAUAAACACCUGAGAGUCCACAAAAAGUCCCCAGAACACAUCUUAUGUGACCCCACCUUGUCCAUGGAGAGCAGGAAAUGCUCCAUCCAUAAGGAAGUUUUGAACUUGUGUGAUACUGAGGAUGGAGAUAAUGAGGACAGAGAGAGACAUGAGGAGCUCCUCCAUGAUGGAGGGGGUCUGGGUGUGGCGGGGGUCUUACACACAGGUUUAUCUGAUAUAAUAACAGAGGUAAAUAUAUACUUCUAUAUACAGGGAGCUGCAGACAUAUUACUGGAUGGAAACACAGCUUAUUAUUAUCUACAGAUAUCAGAUGACAGGAAAACUGUAUCCAAGUCACAUAGAAAGCAGAAUCACCCAGAAACACCAGAGAGAUUUCAGGGUUAUUAUCAGGUGAUGAGCAGUCAGAGUUUCUCCUCAGGGAGACAUUACUGGGAAGUGGAUGUCGGGGGAUCAGAGAGCUGGACAGUCGGGAUGUGUUACCCCAGUAUAGAGAGGAGAGGAUGGGAGUCAUUGAUUGGAGAUAAUAAGAAGUCCUGGGGAUUGUACAGGAAUGUUAAUGAUGAUGAUUAUGAUGGAGGGAAUGAUGAUAAUGAUGAUGAUGAUGAUGAUGAUCAGUAUUAUGUGAUACAUGACGGUAAUAAGAUCCCCUUAUCCACCAAUCCCUCCAGUAACAGAGUCAGGAUAGAUCUGGAUUAUGAGGCCGGGCGGAUCUCCUUUUAUGAUCUGUGUGACCCGAUCCGACACCUCCACACCUUCACCACCACCUUCACUGAGCCCCUCCAUGCUGGGAUAGGUGUAUGGGAUGGUUGUAUAAAGAUAUGUGGGGGGAGGGGGGAGAUGUGAGAACUCCGCCCACAGUCUGGUGAUGUCAGAUGAAAGGGUGGAAUAAAUGUAAUAUUCAUCCAAUAGUAUAUAGCAGUGGGCGUGGCUUCCUUUCAAGUUUUUCUACUAUAAAUAAAUGUGCGAUUUCUUACUGAUCGCUGUGAUUGGGUAGAAUAUCUGUCCAAUUACUGGAGUAACAGUAAUCCUCGGGUCACACCUAUGCAAUUUUUUUGUGAUUUUUUUUACAGAAUCGCACUACAGUCCAUGUAAUAUGGUUUCCUAUGGGACGCGGUCACAUCGAGGCUUUUCUCAGCCGCUGCGUUUUUUUGGAAAGGGUCAGGGAAUUUUUAUAAUGCGUUUUUUGGUUUAAUAGACUUCAAUGGAGGAGCUGCAGAAAAGCGUGCGAUGCGUUUUUGCCACGAUUUUACGGCUUUUUUUAAUCUGCCCGACAACAAAUUCUCUAAAAGAAAGAAGAAGCAUAAAAACGCAUCAAAGAUGAAUGUGGAAAAACAGAAAACGCACCGCAAAAAACCCUGCAGGGAUGAUUAAAAAGCAAACUGCAUAGGUGGGAACCGGAUCUACCGUAUUUAUCUGCGUAUAACGCGCACUUUUUUCCUCUGAAA
Molecule: messenger RNA, 1583 nt
Organism: Rana temporaria (common frog)
Lineage: Eukaryota; Metazoa; Chordata; Amphibia; Anura; Ranidae
Product: tripartite motif-containing protein 14-like
Exons: 2
Coding region: 1-981 (326 amino acids)
Molecular function (GO): protein binding
Source: RefSeq, a predicted model, not a curated record